Messenger RNA from Aspergillus clavatus NRRL 1, 648 nucleotides. Its product is annotated as cutinase family protein. Gene Ontology annotation, molecular function: cutinase activity. NCBI's taxonomy places the organism in Eukaryota, Fungi, Ascomycota, Eurotiomycetes, Eurotiales, Aspergillaceae. Gene Ontology annotation, biological process: carbohydrate catabolic process. Gene Ontology annotation, cellular component: extracellular region. The coding region runs from base 1 to 648 and encodes 215 amino acids. The record is from RefSeq and is a predicted model, not a curated record. The transcript has 3 exons.
AUGCAUUUCCGUGCUCUCCUCGUCUCUGCUCUGGCCACUCUGGCAAUGGCAGCACCUGCUCCAACUCUCGAAGCCCGCCAGAGCCUGAGCUCCAAUGAACUCGAGAAUGGCCCCUGCCGCGAUGUGACAUUCAUCUUUGCCAGAGGCUCAACUGAGCAAGGCAAUAUGGGAUUCAUCGUCGGGCCCCCAACCUGCACGGCGCUGAAACUCAAACUCGGCUCCGACAAGGUCGCAUGUCAGGGCGUGGGAGGCGCUUAUACCGCCAACCUGCUUCCGAACUUCCUGUCUCAGAACACCGAUCCCAAGUCCAUCGCCGCAGCCACAGAUAUGUUCCAGCUGGCCCGCACCAAGUGUCCUAACACGAAGAUCGUGACGGGAGGAUAUAGCCAAGGCUCCGCCGUCAUCGACAACUCUGUCAAGGCAUUGGAUGAUGAUCUCAAGUCCAGGGUUAAGGCAGCAGUUCUUUUCGGAUUCACUCGCAAUGUGGUCGACCGUGGCCAGAUCCCCAAUUAUCCCAAGGACCAGGUAAAGGUGUACUGUGCCGUGGGUGACAUGGUCUGCUACAAUACCUUGAUCAUCACUGCGGCCCAUCUGACAUACGGAAUCUAUGCCAAUGAUGCCGCCAACUUCCUGGUUUCCAAGCUCUAG